CAAUAUCAGUUUGAAAUGUGCUCAGCGGUAAACACAUGAGUCGCUAGACUGAAUAGCAUUUGUCAUGGAGACCAGAUGUAUAGUAUGCAUUUUACAGGGCUAGCCCUGUAGAGAGCAGUAGAUAGUUUGAAGAAAUUAUUUUUAUAUAGGAUCAUUGCGCGCCCAUACUGUACAGGGUAAGCGAGAAGGGAGGGAGGAGCAAUUGUAGUAUGUCUGUUGCAUUUCCCUGUCGUGGCAGCCGACGAACAUGACCAGAGGAUUUUUCAGGCACCUAGAGAAAUCAGAAUAACGAGUAUACAGCAGCUUCGUUAAAAUUAAAAAAUUAGGAUAGAAACGGUGCGUAAACAGUAAAUUGACAGCCCGUUUCGUUGCGCGGUGCCCGAAAUAUCGCUCGCUGUGCAGUGUAUUUAACUAGCUAGCCAGCUAGCGAAAUACUAAAUACAAGCCCUGGUUACUGAGCCUCUUCGGACUUCUAAAUUCCUCCCACAAACGAGACAUAUUCACCACUAAAACGACUAAAGCAUACGGGCGGUGGCUGAGAGUGCCAUUGAGCUGAGGCCUGGGGAAAGCAUUAACCGGAGGCGGAGAGCAGGACAAGGGUUUCCUUCGAUUCUCUCGGCGGUGUCGCUCGGUGCCAGGAUUCCGGAGUCAGCUCGCCCGCCUGUCUGAUGCCAAUCGUGAGGGCCACCGAGGAGACCUCGACUGCCGCGACCCUGUGAUGUCCGCGCGCUGACACGCUGCGACCUGCGAAUGCCAAGUGAGCAUCCGAGGGUGGGGCCCGCCUCAGUCUCGCGUGAUUGGCUGCUGGAUGGAACUGAGGUGAAUGGAACACAUGCCCAAGGAGCAGGACCCUAACCUAUCAGAGGGAGACGAGAAAAGGUGGCUUGAUGGGCCGAAGAGGAAGAGGAAGAAUAGCCAAUGUUCGGCAAAGAGCAUGUCUGCGCUCAGUCUCUCUGUUCCAGGGUAUAUCCCCAGCUACCUGGAGAAGGAUGAGCCCUGCGUCGUGUGCGGAGACAAGGCCACCGGGUACCACUACCGCUGCAUCACCUGCGAGGGCUGCAAGGGAUUCUUCCGGCGUACCAUUCAGAAGAACCUCCACCCCUCCUACUCCUGCAAGUACGAUGGCUGCUGCAUCAUCGACAAGAUCACCCGCAACCAGUGCCAGCUGUGCCGCUUCAAGAAGUGCAUCUCUGUCGGCAUGGCCAUGGACUUGGUGCUGGACGACACGAAGCGGGUGGCCAAGCGGCGCCUGAUCGAGGAGAACCGCGAGCGGCGGAGGAAGGAGGAGAUGGUGAAGACCCUGCAGAACCGGCCGGAGCCCACCAGCUCCGAGUGGGAGCUCAUCCGCAUGGUGACGGAGGCCCACCGCCACACCAACGCCCAGGGCUCCCACUGGAAGCAGAAGCGCAAGUUCCUGCCGGAAGACAUCGGCCAGUCCCCGGUGGCGCCCACAUCUGACGGGGACAAGGUGGACCUCGAGGCCUUCAGCGAGUUCACCAAGAUCAUCACACCCGCUAUAACCCGCGUCGUCGACUUUGCCAAAAAACUGCCCAAUUUCUCCGAGCUGCCUUGUGAAGACCAGAUCAUCCUGCUCAAAGGCUGCUGCAUGGAGAUCAUGUCGCUGCGGGCGGCCGUGCGCUACGACCCCGAGAGCGAGACGCUGACGCUGAGCGGCGAGAUGGCCGUCAAGCGCGAGCAGCUGAAGAACGGCGGCCUGGGCGUGGUGUCGGACGCCAUCUUCGACCUGGGCAAGAGCCUGGCGCAGUUCAACCUGGACGACACCGAGGUGGCGCUGCUGCAGGCCGUGCUGCUCAUGAGCUCAGAUCGCUCGGGACUCACCUGCGUGGAGAAGAUCGAGAAGUGCCAGGAGACGUACCUGCUGGCGUUCGAACACUACAUCAACUACCGCAAGCACAACAUUCCCCACUUCUGGCCCAAGCUGCUGAUGAAGGUGACGGACCUGCGCAUGAUCGGGGCCUGCCACGCCAGCCGCUUCCUGCACAUGAAGGUGGAGUGCCCCACCGAACUCUUCCCCCCGCUCUUCCUCGAGGUCUUCGAGGACCAGGACGUGUGA
Megalops cyprinoides (Indo-Pacific tarpon) is the source of this 2074-nucleotide messenger RNA. Its product is annotated as thyroid hormone receptor alpha-like. The record is from RefSeq and is a predicted model, not a curated record. Lineage: Eukaryota; Metazoa; Chordata; Actinopteri; Elopiformes; Megalopidae. Gene Ontology annotation, molecular function: nuclear receptor activity; RNA polymerase II cis-regulatory region sequence-specific DNA binding; zinc ion binding. The coding region runs from base 824 to 2074 and encodes 416 amino acids. The transcript has 10 exons. Gene Ontology annotation, biological process: thyroid hormone receptor signaling pathway; retinoic acid receptor signaling pathway; negative regulation of transcription by RNA polymerase II.